AAUUGUGAGUGCUGAGUGUAGCAGUGGAUGGAUUUUACUCAACUAACUUCUUUUAUUUUGUUGAGUUCAAGUACUGAAUGCUAUAUACAUAUCCUUUUGUAUCCUUUAAAAUAACAAUUGUACUGAAUGCUAAAUAUAUUUGAGCAGGCAGAUCUCAGCAAACCAGAGACCAUACCUGCAACAUUGGUUGGCGUUCAUAUAGUCAUUGACUGUGCCACAGCGCGCCCAGAAGAGCCCAUAAAAACGGUAGACUGGGAAGGAAAAGUUGCUCUUAUACAAUGUGCAAAAGCAAUGGGAAUACAGAAGUAUGUAUUUUAUUCCAUUCACAACUGUGACAAGCACCCUGAGGUUCCACUGAUGGAAAUCAAGUAUUGCACAGAGAAGUUUCUGAAGGAUUCAGGCCUAACUCACAUCAUAAUCCGGUUGUGUGGUUUCAUGCAAGUAAAUUCACCUAAAUUGAAAGUUCUUACAAGUGAUACCGUUUUCUCUAUUCCGAUGACUGAGACUUAUAAUCUUCUUGGGGUGGACUUCAAAGAUAUAAUUACACUCGAGAAAUAUUUGCAGGAUUACUUCACAAACAUAUUGAAGAAAUUGAAGGACCUGAAAGCACAAUCAAAGCAGAGUGAUAUUUUCAUACGAAGGAAUAUCAUUUUGUUAUUGUAAAUGAAGACACGUCAUUAUAUCAUUAAAUGAUCUUACUAUGUUAGUAAAGUGAGAUGAUAAAACUAUAUCUUAUAAACAUUUACUG
Molecule: messenger RNA, 748 nt
Organism: Pistacia vera
Lineage: Eukaryota; Viridiplantae; Streptophyta; Magnoliopsida; Sapindales; Anacardiaceae
Product: protein HIGH CHLOROPHYLL FLUORESCENCE PHENOTYPE 244, chloroplastic
Exons: 3
Coding region: 127-663 (178 amino acids)
Source: RefSeq, a predicted model, not a curated record